Gavialis gangeticus (Gharial) is the source of this 4486-nucleotide messenger RNA. RefSeq names its product zinc finger protein 217 (gene ZNF217). The transcript has 5 exons. Gene Ontology annotation, biological process: regulation of DNA-templated transcription. The coding region runs from base 372 to 3596 and encodes 1074 amino acids. Gene Ontology annotation, cellular component: nucleus. Lineage: Eukaryota; Metazoa; Chordata; Crocodylia; Gavialidae. Gene Ontology annotation, molecular function: RNA polymerase II cis-regulatory region sequence-specific DNA binding; DNA-binding transcription factor activity, RNA polymerase II-specific. The record is from RefSeq and is a predicted model, not a curated record.
UGACCUCUACUGUGGUGUUGAGCCUCUUCUUGACUCUGCCUAGUUUUAUAGAAUUAUUUGAAGCAUGCAUAUGAAAAAAUAAUUGCAACUGAUCACUUUUAAUGCAAAACAUCGGAAGAAGCAAUUGAAGAAAUCUUAUUUCAUCACCAAAAGAACCAGUGAAUGCAUCUUCCGUGGUGUGUGAAUACAGCUAAAACAAAACCUGUUUUGUUUGUGGCAAGAAAACCUUCCCUGCAGUAGUCUCCAGGUUCAUCAUAUUUGUGUGUAUACGGGUGGAGAACCUCAUAAGUGCCCUUAUUUUGACUAGAGAACAACCUGAAAAGAACAAACUUCACUUUAAAACGCCUAAGUGGGAACCUGCCGCAAGAAACAUGCCAACGCAGCCCCUUUUGGCAUAUAUGGAGGGACCGGAUGGUAUAGCCAGUACUGUUGGUGCCCAGAUGGAGAGUAAUGAUGCUUCAAUGCCAAUAAAAGGAACCAACACCAUUUCUUACAAAGGCUUGCAAGAAAAGUUCCUAAUGCAAGCUGAAGGAUGCAUGCCUUUGGAUUGCAUGUUUUGUGAUCAGACUUUUAAACACUCUGAAGAACUUGGUAAACAUGUCUUAACUCAGCAUAGGCCUACACUUUGUGAACCAGCAGUUCUGCGUGUGGAAGCAAAAUAUCUUAGCCAUCUUGAUAAAUGUCAAGUGAGAACAGACUGUCCUCCAUCAAACAGUGAGAAGGAUAAUGAAGAAUUUAGCUGUGAAGUUUGUGGACAAACGUUUGAUGAGGCUUUUGAUGUUGAGACCCAUAUGAAAAAACAUAAGGACUCUUUCACAUAUUGGUGUAAUGUAUGUGGCAGAAGAUUUAAAGAGCCUUGGUUUCUCAAAAAUCACAUGAGAACACACACUGGUAAACCUGGUUCGAGAAACAAGCUUCAGCAAGGUUCUGAGUGCCCAAUAACAAUAAAUGAGGUGGUGCAGGAGCAUGUAACUGAAAAUGUAAUAUCACCUUACAAAAUCUGCAUGGUUUGUGGUUUCUUAUUUCUCAACAAAGAGACUCUAAUUGAGCACAGUAAAGUGCACACCAAAGAAUCUGUGUCCAGUGGUGAUAUUCCACAAGUCCUUGAUGGAGCCAGUAAAGAUGAAAUGUAUUCACGAGAUCAGUUUCUGCAGUUUUUGGACUUAAGGCCGAAUUUGACUUCAGAAAACAGCAAAUUGCAAAAACCUGUGAAAUGGAUAGCUGAGCUAGAUCCAUUCAACACAUAUCAAGCAUGGCAGCUAGCCACCAAAGGGAAAGUUGCAGUUGGCCAUGGACAGAUUAAAGAACCAGGGCAAGAAGGAAGUACUGACAAUGAUGAUUCAUCUUCUGAUAAAGAAGAACCUGGUGAAAUUUGGAAUGCAAAUAAAAAUAACCAGGUUAGCCAGACAGAAACUACAGGGAAGUCAAAGGUAAAUAAAAGCAGUUAUACAGGAACUGGUAUCGUGUCUCAAGACAAAGUGAAACAUCCCAGUGGAGAAGUGCCUUCUAUGGAGGUGGAAUCUAAAUUGUCACAAAACAAAGAUAAACCAACGCACUGCUCAGUGUGCGGCAAAGCCUUUAGAACCUACCAUCAACUUGUCCUGCAUUCGAGAGUACAUAAAAAAGACAGGAGGAGUGAUGGAGAAACUUCAGCCACCUCUAGAACAUGCUGUACAGACGUGAUUGUAACCUUGGAUGAAAAUGGAGCAGUAGAGCGAACAGAGGGAGGCUCUGAAGACGGCUCUGAAGAUGGACUUACAGAGGCCCUUCAUUUAGAUAAGAAUGAAGAUGUCUUGGAAAGAACAAAAGUUAAAAACCUUGGAGCCUCCAGAGAAUGCAGCUAUUGUGGAAAAUAUUUCCGCUCAAAUUAUUACCUCAAUAUUCAUCUCCGAACUCAUACAGGUGAGAAACCAUACAAAUGUGAAUUUUGUGAGUAUGCAGCAGCCCAGAAAACUUCAUUAAGGUAUCAUUUAGAGAGGCAUCACAAGGACAAGCAGGCUGAUAUUGCAACAGAUGUGAAAAAUGAUAGCAAAGUUUCGUUACAAAGUCAGGAGACAGAUCUUUUGCUGGCUGCUGAUGGUGCUCAAGAAACCAAAAAUUUGAAAAGGUGUAUCGAUGGUGCCAAAGAUGCUGAAGGCUGCCCAUCUGUAAAGCAACACAAAGGGAUCGCUUCCUUUCAGAGUGUACUGGGCAGUACAGUCUGUUUGACCAUGAAAAAUGAUACUCAGGAAUCAAACAAAGGUGCAAAUUGUAAUAGCUCAAAUCAAAUGAAUGAGAAUGCAUCCAGUCCUUCUCUGGAAAAGAUAAAAGCAGAGAACAAAGCAGUGGAGUCCCAGACACGUGAUCUUUAUAAAAGAGGGAAAGAGACUCCUGAGGCAUCAGAAGAUGAUGUCCAGUACGUUCGUGCUUUAAAGAAUGGAAAUAACAUGGAUGAAAUACAAGGAAACACAGAAAACUGCAAAUAUAAACAUACAGUGGACUCUCAAGAAAAGCCAUUAAAUUUAUCUCUUGGGACUUCACAAGAAUGUUCAGUGAUCUCAACUAGAGGCUUGUUAGCAACCAGCACCUGUCCAUUUUGUACUUACCGAACUUUUUAUCCAGAGGUCUUAAUGAUGCACCAGAGGCUGAUGCACAAGUACAAUCCUGAUGCUGUUAACAAAAAUGGUUACAGAAAUAAGGCUGUGGCCAGAGCCAGACGUACUGGGUGCCCUCCAGCCCUUCUUGGUAAAGAUGUGCUUCCCCUGUCAUUUAAUUCUAGUAAAAGGAAGGCUUCCCUGUCUACUCAGCCAAAAUUAUUGCAAACAGGAAAGGCUAAACAGUGUCCCUGUCUACAGAGCAAAGUCCCUGUGUUUCCAUCAACUGACUCCAGCAGUUCUGCUCCAAGUAACUUGAAGGCUUAUAAACCACAGAAUAAUAUUGGAGCUCAGGCGAGUAGCUAUAGACCACCACAGCAGGAAAUGCACUCAAAUCCUAGUAUCUCUUCUGCAGUGGACAGGAUGAAAAGGCCUGAAUUGAGAGUAAAAGCUCCAAGUAUCUCAGCCUCUCAACCUGUAAGCAGCAGUGUCAGUGGCUCACUUGACUGUCCCCUUAGCGAAUCUGCCUGGCCCAGUCAUCGAGGAAGGGAUUAUCUCUGUAAUAGAUCAGCAGGUAACAUAAACUUAGAAUAUGGAGAGCCAUCUUCUAAAAGAGCAAAACCUAAUCUGUUAAGUACUGAACACAUUGAUUCUGCAGUGGCCAAUUACAGAAGAUAUGGAAUGAACCGAUUUCGUGUUGCAAACAGAUAUGCAAAUAUGUUACCUCAGGAAUGCUCUCACACCAAACCUGCAUCCCCUGUUUUGCCAACCAAACAAGGGCUUCUGAACUCAGAUGAAGUUGAGUCUCCUAAUGUACUGACUGUUCUAAAACCCUAUGAGCCAUAUAGUCCUGCAUCACUUUACAGUUUUUGUGGACCUAGCAAUGGCCAAGCAACUAGCUCUUCAAUAGAAGGAAGAAGGCCAGUAGCGUACCAGCACCUAUCAAACAGCAUGCUACAGAAACGAAAUUAUGAGAGUCUUAUUGGCAAUGCACACUUCCGACCAAAUGACAAGAAAACUUGAUUGUUUACUUUGUGAGAAGGUCUGAGGACUCAAAUACAUAUUCUGUGGAGUUAUAAUUUGCAGUUCAUCCCUUGAGAAAAAUGAAUGGUGAAAGCUACUGAACUAAGCUGUGAUUGUACUGUAUAUAAAAACACUACAGUUUUAUAAUAUUGGUUCUGUUAACAUUUGUACCAAAUAGCCAUAAAAAUUGUAGUCUGAACAAUUGGAUUAUGAAGUGUGGAGAAUGUAUAUUUCAACGUUAACCUUGAGUAAUAUUUUUCUUUAGAAUUAAUUGACCAAAUAUUAGGUAGGAAUUUAUAUUUUUACAUACUUGAGCUGCUGAAAAGAGAUCCUCUUUGAAAAAUAUAUAAUCCUUGCACCUCAGGUAAAGUUUGUAAAUACCCAAGUUGAAAUCCUGUUGGUUUAAAUACUGCUCCUUUUUUUCCCCCCCCCUAAAGGUUGCAGUGUCUCAUAUUGUGUGUGUUCUGUUAAACUAUGUUAGUUUUUAAACAGCUUCCAAAUGAAUUAUAUGAUCUCAAAUUCUUAACAUCCUAACUAAGGUGCUGACUUUCUGCUGUGCUCCUUGCCUAUGCUAGGACCUUAAUCUAGAAGCAAAAUUUGCUUCUCUUAUUGAUAAUUUCAACAUGUUAUCUGUAAUAGCAAGGGAGAAGCAAUAUCUGUCACUUUGUCAGGCCCUUUCAUAGUGUUCUUGGAAUACAGACAGAAUCCUCUCCUUGCAUGAAGCUUGCUGAUAUUGGUCGAGAGCCUCUUAGAUGAACAUCUCCAACAACAGACAAACUUUUAGCAGAAUGUACAUAGGACUCGCAUGAAAAAUAGGAAAUGUCACACUGAAUAAUUCAGAUGUUGGAUUUUUUUCUUGUUUUGUUUUUGUUUUUUUACCAAACUCAAUA